AUGGUUGAGCAAGAGCAGGUAAAGCCCUUUGCCCCCGAUAGCCUUGUCGAUGGAACUGCAGUCGAAAAAGAAACGAUAUCCAAUGGUGAGGUUGAAUUCCUUAACAAUCCAGAGCCUGUAGAUUUCAACCAAGGGAAUUCUAAGGACCGAUCGACCUUCAAAUUUGAUAACGGCACGACGAUGAUUUACUAUGGUGGCAGGAUGGUGGGUGAGGGUAUCCAUUUCAAAGGGAAGGCUAAGCCCAAGCGUACAUUGCGGAGGAACGUUACGGUGGAAAUCGAUCCGGAGAAAUUUCUGGCUGAUCCGGGCUUUGUGAUUGAAAUCAUCAGUUCAAAGGGAUUGAAUAUAAGCAGUUACACCAGAAUCUCAGGCCGGAUAGAUAUUAUGAACAUUAUCAAGAGAAACGUUUUGGUGAAAUUCAAUUGUUCCACCACUUUUAGACUCGCCCACUCCGGCGUAGGCUUUCAUGGAGACAAGUGCAAGCCAGAACUCGAUUUCUAG
Hibiscus syriacus is the source of this 501-nucleotide messenger RNA. RefSeq lists its product as uncharacterized. The coding region runs from base 1 to 501 and encodes 166 amino acids. NCBI's taxonomy places the organism in Eukaryota, Viridiplantae, Streptophyta, Magnoliopsida, Malvales, Malvaceae. The transcript is spliced from 3 exons. The record is from RefSeq and is a predicted model, not a curated record.